CUCUUUCUGCUUCACAAUCAUGGAUAUCAACGAUCUAGACGACGAUGAGGAGUUUGGAUUCUCCAGGAAUUACUUCCUGGCUAAAGAAAUGCGCGGAUCUGGGAAGAAAAAAUCUGCCCAAAAAUUAUCUGACAUUGAUGUAGUUGAUGAGCAGGAACUGAGAGUUGCAGUUUCUAAUAUUGAGACUAAACAUGAGAAAGAGAUUGAUAAGUUGCUAAUUAGUUACAAAAGCUUAUACCCAAAAUGGGUUUUUGAAUUGAGGUGUGGCUUUGGUCUUUUGAUGUAUGGGUUUGGAUCUAUGAAGGCUUUGCUUGAAGAUUUUGCUUCUACAGAGUUGACAGAUUGUGGUGUAAUCAUUAUCAACGGCUAUCUUCAGUCAGUCACUGUUAAAAAUGUUGUGUCCACCCUAGCUGAAAUUCUCUGGGAACAGCUAAAGACCAGACGUAGGUUUUCUGCGGGGAGCACAUCUAAAGUUCAACAACCUUCCAGUUCGCAAUCCAUGGAAGAUCUUCUUGCAUUUUUAGACAGUUCCAAUGCAAAGGAAAAUGACUGCUUUGUCUGCAUUGUUAUACACAAUAUUGAUGGACCUGGGUUGCGAGACAAUGAAUCACAACAGUAUCUUGCACGACUUGCAAGCUGUUCCAAUGUUCGUGUGGUUGCAUCUAUAGAUCAUGUUAAUACAGCACUGUUAUGGGACAAGAAAAUGGUCCAUACACAGUUCAACUGGUGCUGGUAUCAUGUCCCGACCUUUGCACCAUACAAAAUUGAAGGGGUGUUUUUCCCCUUGAUUCUUGCCUGCAGCGGAACAGCCCAAAAUGCUAAAACGGCUGCAAUUGUACUUCAGAGUUUGACACCAAAUGCGCAGAGUGUGUUCAAGGUUCUUGCUCAACAUCAACUGGCCCAUUCCGAUGAAGAAGGAAUGCCAAUAAACAACUUGUAUGCAACCUGCCGUGAACGUUUUCUAGUUAGCAGCCAAAUGACGCUGAAUUCCCACUUGACGGAGUUUAAAGAUCAUGAGUUGAUUAAGACUAGAAGACACUCCGAUGGGCAGGAUUGUGUUUACAUUCCUUUUACAUCUGAAGCAAUUACGAAGCUGUUAGAGGAGAUUGGCUGAAUUUGUUAUCUGUGAGUACAUUUUACACAACAAUAUAAUCAGGUUCUUCAAGGAACUAGUACUUAAUUUGUUUUGUUCUUUGUUUUCAAAACAUGGAAAGUGAUGACCUGCCUCAUAAUGUACACUUGAACAAAGUACAAUCUGAUAGACUAGUGUUUGUCAA
Molecule: messenger RNA, 1277 nt
Organism: Papaver somniferum (opium poppy)
Lineage: Eukaryota; Viridiplantae; Streptophyta; Magnoliopsida; Ranunculales; Papaveraceae
Product: origin of replication complex subunit 2-like
Exons: 6
Coding region: 20-1114 (364 amino acids)
Biological process (GO): DNA replication
Cellular component (GO): nucleus; nuclear origin of replication recognition complex
Molecular function (GO): DNA replication origin binding
Source: RefSeq, a predicted model, not a curated record